GAAAUAUUUCGUUUCCAAUGGCUCUGCCCGGAGAAGAGCCUGAGUUUAUGAACCUAAGAGAAUGGGAUAGAAAAGCUCGAUUAAUCCGCGAAAACCCGAAUUCUAGAAGGUUCUCUGCUUCAUACGUUGGCAGCUUUCGAAAAGAUUAUCACAAGUCAUCUUCUAGAACAACCGUUAACAACAUCUCUAGUACUGCCUCAUCCCCUGGCUACACUCUCAAAGAAGAGAUUGAUCCAUCAACAUAUUCCUUUACCAAUGCACUCAAGGCGUUACAAGCAAAGGCAAUGUUCAAUAAGAGAGAAUGGUUAACUCAAGAAGGGUUUGCUUUGAAUUCGAAGUGGAACGAAGCAGAGAAAUAUAUCUGCAAUCCAUUGUCUGGAGAAGUACCUAUGGAGUGUUUGUCUUCAAAAACACUACGCACAAGGUCUUUCAGAAACUUGACCACCAUGUCUGCUCCUCUUCACUACCAUAAUCCCAACCCAUCGAUGAACAAUAUUGGUCAAAACAAACCGAGUAAUAAUCCUAACGUUAGAGUCAUUCACGAGGAUCUUUAUGCUCCUGAUCCUGUUCUUGUUCGAGGAGAAGAGAAAGUUGUGGGGCUGAAACGAGAUGUGGGCAUUCAGAGUACGUCGGUGGAUCUUAGCUCCGGUAGCCCUAGUCCGGCGGAGACGCCUCCGAUCAUGGAAAGGUCGCUGAAACGAUACGUGGAAGCUAAUGAUUCGCCGGUGGAUUUCAAUCUCAAACUGGAAUAUCAACAAGAGGAUUUGAAGUUGGCAGAGAAUGAGACGGAAGAAGAGAAGCACGACAUAAAUAAAGAAGAAGAAGAAGGCAAGCAAGAAAUGAGUAAAGAAGAAGAAGAAAAGCAAGAGAUAACUAAAGAGAAAGGAAAAGAAGAACAAGAGAUGAGUGAAGAAGAACAACAAGUGAAGAAAAAUAAGACGAGGGGAAGUGGAUGCUUCCCAUGGGUGAGAUUAAGACAAAGACAAGCAAGAAAAUCAAAGUACAUCUUCCCAAUUUGUGUUCCUCAUCUUGUCAAACGUUGUUAAAAAAAAAAAAAAAAACUUAAACCCCACGAGAAAUAACAAACAACAAAAAAGGGUUGGCAACAAACAACGUUGUGAAUUUUCUACCAUACCCGAGUCUACACGAGAGAGUUCGAGGGAUGUGUUGUGUCAUUAAGUGGUUAGUUAUUUACUACGACCGAUUAAAUACUACCUGCCAUGUAAAUAUCUUUUAUAAUGUAGUACAAAUUUA
This is a messenger RNA of Eruca vesicaria subsp. sativa (arugula), 1254 nucleotides long. Lineage: Eukaryota; Viridiplantae; Streptophyta; Magnoliopsida; Brassicales; Brassicaceae. The record is from the annotation of a GenBank genome assembly.